Molecule: messenger RNA, 1915 nt
Organism: Lepisosteus oculatus (spotted gar)
Lineage: Eukaryota; Metazoa; Chordata; Actinopteri; Semionotiformes; Lepisosteidae
Source: RefSeq, a predicted model, not a curated record
AUGGCUCCACCCCUCAUCUUCUGGCACCGCCCCUUACUAAGGGAUACUGAGCAUUGCUCAUGUGGAACGGUUCUCACUCUGUUCCCUCCCGUCUAUCCCCAGUUCUUCAUCAUUGUCCUCAUCAUCUUCAUUGCUGAGGUGGCUGGCGCUGUGGUGGUCCUCGUCUUCUCCCCCCUGGCAGAGGAGCUGAUAAGGAAGGGAGGUGAAAAGGUGGUGGAGGAUCUCAAGACGUCCUAUGGAUCACAGUCGGACAUCACCACCAUCUGGAACAACACCAUGAAAGAGUUCAAGUGCUGCGGAUUCAAUAACUACACCGAUUUCAUGAACUCUUCCUUUGUGAAUGCCUACAACAUGUAUCCGGAGCAGUGCUGCAAAAGUCAGCCGUGCAACAGCAGUAACGUGUCCAGCUCGGCCGUGAAGGGGUGUUUCCCUGCUUUGGUGGAGUUUGUGAAGAAGAACGCUGUCGUCUUGGGGGCUGUCGCCCUGGGCAUCGCUGCUCUGGAGAUUGCGGCUAUGGUGGCGUCCAUGACCAUGUACUGCAAAAUAUCCUCGAAGUAACAAGGCGGUAGGGACGUCGAGAAGGAGGGAGGGUCAACGGGAAUGAUUCGGCCUCCAAAUUCCCUUGUCACACCGAAGAAUGAAGCACAGAAUUGACUCUUCACCUCCUCAGCGCGGGCUAGGCUGAACGGACCCUUUUCAGGAAAAAGGCUCGGAUGAAGCUACGCCUCUCCUGUCCCACUGUGCACUGCUGAAUGACCGCUUCGUACUUCAUUUCAAUUCUAUUACCAAUUACCAGGGGAAAAAAACGAGUCAAAAACUACUCUCUAAUAACUAAAUCCCCGACAGAACAAAAAAUGGAGAGGGGGUGGGUAAUAGUCAUCACAGGAAUCGGAAAAGCGAAUUAAGUUUGACCGGCACACCAAUUUAACCGUUUAUGAGAAGUACCUACAAUUAAAUGCAUCUCCCGAGAAAUUUGUUCUUGUUGCUUUAUUUUGGCUGGGAGCUCUGUACUCUCUUGGAAAGACAGGCCCAUCUCUUUAGGUUUGAUCGUACUUUGGCACUUUAAAAGAUGAUUUUUCCUGCUUUAGAUAAUUUUCAGAUGUGUUACAUUUGCUUUUAUUUCAUCUCACCCUGCUAACUCCGAGCCGGAAGUCCGAUGCCAGUUGUUUUUCUUUUGUAAAAAGGUCAACGUUUCUUUAGACAACGCCUCUACAUGUUUUAACUUUUUUUUAACCAAACGUCCGUCUGGAUUCUGAAGAUAAAUUCGGAGCAGUGAGAAUCCUUGUUAUCGCACUGUUCUCACUUUUUAAAAAAUUGCACUACGAUUCUGAAGUUUUAUAAUUUGUUUUAAACUUUUUUGGUUUUGUGAAGAUUCUGUUCAAUUCCAUUUGAGUGAAUUCACAAGGAAUACAUAACUGGCUCACAGGGAUGUGUAUUUUUCUUUAAAAAAGUAUUUGUUGUGACUCGACGAAAAAAGAUAACGUUACAGAGUAAGCAAUGGAGAAUUUUAUAUAAUUGUGUUUUCCAUGUUUAUUGCUUUUAAAUGAUCGACCUUAUUAGUGAUGUUCUAAUUACAACGAGAUGUUUCAAUUGUCCUACUAGUUAUUAGAAUUGUUGUUUAUAAUUUGUUAUUACGGCGUUUAUGUAGAAAAUGAAGGAAAUUGUGGUGUUGAAGUCAUACACCAAGGCUUUGCUGUACAAUUAAAGACACUUGAAAACAUUUAGUAACGCUUCCAGAAUGUACUUGACAUCAAGCUUCUAUAAAACGAAUGCGUUUUAAGAUCCUUUAAGAUUUUUUUUUUAAAUCGGGUUCAAUACCAUUUUCAUCAUUCUUCUCGUUUUGGGGGGAUUAUAAAGUUGUUAUAAAAUUUUUGAAUGACUAUUAAUUUUACCAAAAUAAAGAAACGUGGUUAAA